Molecule: messenger RNA, 3823 nt
Organism: Asparagus officinalis (garden asparagus)
Lineage: Eukaryota; Viridiplantae; Streptophyta; Magnoliopsida; Asparagales; Asparagaceae
Product: FIP1[III]-like protein
Exons: 10
Coding region: 1-3453 (1150 amino acids)
Biological process (GO): mRNA processing
Source: RefSeq, a predicted model, not a curated record
AUGGACGACAUGGACGAUUUCGGCGACCUCUACGGCGACCUCGAUUGCCACGUCAGCGAUAAGGAGGGGGACGAGAUCAAACCGAAUCCAGAGAAACCUGAAUCGAAUCGAGGGGAGGAAACUCUCAAGUCUAAAGAGGCGGCGGAUGUAGAGGAGGAUGAAUGCAGCAAUAGCGACAGCGAUGACGAUGAUUUUCGAAUAGUUUUGAACGAGAGCGAGUGCCCUAGGUUCCAGCCUUCAAAAGGGGGAGUCAGUAAUGGGAUUGAUGAGGGUGAUGACUGUGAUAAAAUUGCUGAUCAUUUGAACAAUGAUCAGAGGUCAAGCGAUCAGUUUCCGCCGCCGCCGGCCGAUGAAUCCAUGCAAGGAAUGAAUGUCGAUCAUCGUUCUGGUCGGCAUGUCGGAUCUCAAUUUAAGGGUUUCCUGAGUAUCGCAAGAGCAUCACUUUCUGGAAGGGGUGCUUGGGAUAAUCCUCUGAUGUCAUGCAUACAGGGAUCUGUAUCUUACAAUCGAGACAUUUCUGUAGCAGCUCAAACUGGUGUCACUUUCUGUUUGCCGCGACAUAGGACUAUAUAUGACAUAAAUAUUGAAGCAUUCGAGCAGAAACCGUGGAGGCAUCAUGGAGUCGACAUGACAAAUUAUUUUAACUUUGACCUGAAUGAGGAAAGCUGGAAGAGCUAUUGUGAAUCCCUGAAUCGCCUUAGGAAGGAAGCUAUGAUAUUGAAUGGAUCUCCAGUUCACCAUAUAUCAAGGUUGAAUCAGGGAGAGAGAGAUUCUUUUGCCUCAGAACCUUUGAAGAAGGAAGGAAGGGGACUUCACAUGCCAAAGGGUAGAGCAAUUCAGGUUGAAAGCAGUCUUGGUGAGCGCAUGCCAUCAACCGAUAAAUGGUGCCCAAGGGCCCGGGAUUCUGAUGUUGUGAUACAAAUCAAAAUGGAGGGUUCUGCACAGGAUGCAACAGUUUUCUGCAAAAACAGUUUCGACUGUGCAGAAAAUAUUGGUGCUUCAACUUCUGGAAACAACUCAAACAAGAGGAUCUUAUCCCCACACAGUGACGCUCAGAUUUGCAAGGAUAGUACUGAUUCUGUUGACAAAUACUCUUCCUGUUCGGAUGAAAGUAACGAUAGAGAAGCUUGCAGGAAAACUAAAUCUAGUGUUGACUGUGAGAAAUAUGAGGACAAAGAUCUUUUCAAAACGGAUGCCUGCACAUCAGGAGUUGGGUCUGAUUCUGGUGAUCAAAUCCCACAUCAUUCCACUUCCAGUAAUCUUCCUAGCCGCUCUGAAGAAUCCAAGGAUGUCCACGAUGUGGGGAAAGACACUAGGCUCACCAAAAAGACAUCCGUUAAGGAAUUACAAGACUUCAUCGACCCUGACUAUUAUCUUUCAAAUGAUUCACUAAGUAAUGCCACAGAAUCUGACCAAGAAGAUAUCAAAGAUGAGGCUCGUGAACGAGACCUUUCUUCUGGAGAAUAUAAUCAUUUCAGCGGAACAAGAUUUAGAAGUGUUACAGCAUUAAAUGUUUCUAAAGAUGAUGAGCAGACAGCAGGUCUUGUUCACAGGAAGCGUCAGAAUGAUAUGGAUUUGGGGAAUGUCAGGUGCAAGACAAGAAAACAGAAGUCUAGUUAUGAUGCUGAUGAUCUUAAGGAACAUUUACAUUCUUAUGGAGAAACUAAAGUAUCACUAAGUUACAAGAGCAGAAGACAUGCUGUAAAGAAUGGUAGUCAUAAAUCUUUCACUAAAGAUUCUCAGAAGUGUGAUUUGGUUACCCAUUCUGGUAGAAAUUGGGAUGAAGAAGAUUGUUUGGUACAAGGAGGUUGUUUUCGUGAAAGGCAUAAUGAAGAUCAACGUAGAAGAUGCUCACUCCGUGCGUAUCCAGACCGACCACUUAUUGAAAAUAAAGUCCUUUUUAAGGAGAAUAAUUCAUGUUCACGUAUGACAAAAGAAAGAGUCGAUGAACACUGGACUAGUAUGGAGUAUGGAUAUGAUGACCUUAUACAUGAUCAUAGAUACAGAAAACAUUAUGUGCAGGACCCACAUGGAAGACAUAUAGAUUUCCAUGAUGUGGAGGAGGAAAAGUUUGAUCGGCAUUUUUACUCUACAGAUGGAGAAAUAAGAAGCCCUGAAAGAAGUAGAUAUUAUAGAAGGUUAAAUUUUGAGAAAAACAGGUCAAGUAAAUAUAUCCAGAAUGAUGCAGAGCAUCAUCUAAUUGAUCAUAGAUACAAAGAACCAUUUAAUACUGGUGAAAGAGAUUGGCGUGAUGCUUCGUCAUCACGAGAGCAUUCAUGUGUCUCAUGGAGGCCAUCUGGUAGAUAUGUGAAUCACAGGAGUCAUAUCAGAGACUGGCAAUUUAAGAACAAAACAAACGGGCAUGCGGGUAUCAUGGAUCUGCAUCAUUUAUCCUAUGAAGAUAACCUAGAACCUUAUGAAGAUAACCUAGAAUUGAACAUGGAGGAAUACAAAUCUGAAGAAGAUGUAUACUAUGAAAACAUUGUUUCUAGUGUUCAGUUGAGAAGAUCCAAUCGACUCCCAAAGUCCAAUCUUCAUGCUGAUGAUGAUGAUUCAAAGUUAAAGCACUUUGAACAACGCAGUCUCCCUGCAGGGGGAAGAUUUCUGUUGGAGAGGAGUUUACAACAUGAUAAUUUUCAAGUUAGGAAGACCUCUUUGUAUGGUCGGAGAUUGCUUGGUGACCGCCAGUUGAACAAUGCUAGAAAAAGAAGAGUAGAGGAAACAUCUACUUCUGACAUUAGGGAGCAUGUUAGUAUUCUCCCACAUGUGGCCAGGAAUGAGCUGGAAGCUGUAGGGUGCAGGAAGGCAGUUAACAAACAUUUGAAUGGUUUUAAAGGAAAGGUUGUUCUACACCGUUUGUUGUUGACUGAUUUUACUUUCAAUAUUGUCUUGUUGAUUAAGCUGCUGGCCAGAAGAGGCAUUGGAGUAACUGCGGAAAGCAAAAAAGCCAUUGGUAUAGGCUACAAAGAUAGCCUAGUGAGGAACUCCAGGAAAGUUAAGGAGACAUACAAACAAGAGGAGAUUUACCCACAUAUAUCAAAAGCUGCAGGUAACCACAGUCAUCAGACUCGACUAAGGGGGUAUAAAACUAAGGAUUCCCUCGACAAGCUUCAUGUCCCACAAAAUGAUGACGAUAAUGAGAUCGAGGAGGGAGAGUUGAUAGAAGAGUCGGACAAACGAAAUGUUGUUUCAUUAAAAAAGGAUUGGAAUUCUGGGAAAAUUUUGGAAGAAGUUGGUAAGAUUGCUGAUAUUUAUGACAAUAAUCGUAUACUUCAAACUCUAGCUAAGAUGGAAAAGCGCAAGGAACGAUUCAAAGAGCCAUUUGCUUCAAAGCAAGGGCUUGAAAAGAGCUUCGGUCCCAAGAAUACUGAUCCUAAGGUAGGUGUUUCAGUUGUAUCUGAUGAAAUUAAACAGCAAAGACCUGCAAGAAAACGGCGUUGGGGAGGAAAUUAAGUUUACGUCCAUAUCAUUUGGGUUGUAACAUUAGUUUUGCCUCAGAUUCUUCAUAAGGAAAGCUAGGACAGAAGGUUCUGCAGCAAAAUUGGUGCAGAAGAUGGAUAUGUUCUUUGGAUUAUGGUUUUCUGUUAAAAUAAGUUAAAAUUCAUGCUCAAUUUGUUGUUGUUACAGCUAAAACGCCAUGGAAGCGCAGUUCCAUAAUUUAGCCGUGUUACCGAUAAAUGGUUGUCAACUUCAGUAUUUGUAAACUAGAAAGGACCAUCUUGAUGGUGAUUGAGUUCACUGUGAUUCAGGUUAUUUGUUGUCGUUGCCCUUGGAGGAGUGUGAUCGAUAAUAUUUCAAACUUUAUAUUUUUUUUGCCCCCGCU